GUCAAUUAAAUCAAGUACAAACAAGAGACCUAUUACUUGAUUAGUAAAUUUUGCUCGGGUAUGUGAAUUGUAUAAAAAAAAAGGACAGAGUUUCUUUGCAGCCCUCCUUUUCUUUUUCUUGUUUGUUACUGUUACUUCUUUCUCUCUUCUUUUUUUUUUAUUAGAACAAAAAAAAGUGAAAGAAAGGCUUUAUAGCUUGUAUUAUUUAUCUGUCUAUUAUAUGUGUUCCAUAUACACAACGAUAUGUUCAAUGGUGCAUCUAAGAAAAGAAUGCCUCAAUUGUUUGCAACAGAUAUAAACAAACUGUUUAAAAAUAAGAUUCAUAUCAAAUCAUGGUGGCGUCAAUUCAAAGUGAAUAAAUCAGACAAAUCAUCCAACAGCUCCUCCUCUCAGACAACGCUUGAUUGGAGAUCACUUUCUCCUGAUCGACCGCCACUCCCAUUCUUCCUGUCCGAAAAUUCACCCAUCUCUUCAAACACUUCACUCCAUAAAUUGAUUGACGCUGCAAAUAGACAGCCCUUACCACAUACUCAUAAUAAUAAUAAUACCACCGCCUCUAAUUCUAAUGACAACACUAAUCAUAAGCAUUCAACAUUAAGUAAUACAACUUUAGACAUACCCAUAGACUACAGUAAUAAGAAAAAAAAUCUCAAGGUAAAAUAUGCUUACGAUACGCGUCUGUGUUUGUGCCACGUUUGUUGUAUACACAUGUACAUACAUUGAUCAUGUCAUACAUUAACGGAGCUGCAACUUCCGAAUUUAUCUGUUUAUUUUGAUUUUAUUUUCUUUCUUUAUUCUAAUCCUCCUUCU
Messenger RNA from Gilbertella persicaria, 810 nucleotides. RefSeq lists its product as uncharacterized. Bases 244 to 723 code for a protein of 159 amino acids. Lineage: Eukaryota; Fungi; Mucoromycota; Mucoromycetes; Mucorales; Choanephoraceae. The transcript has a single exon. The record is from RefSeq and is a predicted model, not a curated record.